Mytilus californianus (California mussel) is the source of this 1563-nucleotide messenger RNA. Its product is annotated as S-formylglutathione hydrolase-like. The record is from RefSeq and is a predicted model, not a curated record. Lineage: Eukaryota; Metazoa; Mollusca; Bivalvia; Mytilida; Mytilidae. Gene Ontology annotation, molecular function: S-formylglutathione hydrolase activity. Gene Ontology annotation, cellular component: cytosol. The transcript is spliced from 10 exons. Gene Ontology annotation, biological process: formaldehyde catabolic process. The coding region runs from base 38 to 940 and encodes 300 amino acids.
UAAUGAAAUAUGAAAAAGAUAAGAAGAUAAUUCACCAAUGUCAAUGAUAAAAUAUUGUUUCCAAUCUUUUACCACUAAAUAUAUAAAGAAUAAAAUGGCUGUGACAGAAGUAUCUAGCAAUAAAAUGUUUGAUGGCCUCCAGAAAGUAUUUAGUCAUGAGAGUACAGAAUGCAAAUGUACCAUGAAGUUUGGGAUAUAUUUACCACCUCAAGCUGACUCAAAGAAAUGUCCUGUGCUGUAUUGGUUAUCAGGAUUAACAUGUACUGACCAAAACUUUGUAACAAAAGCUGGUGCCCAGAAGUAUGCUGCAAAGAAUGGUAUAAUAGUGGUAGCACCAGACACCAGUCCACGUGACUGUAAGAUCGCAGGAGAAGAUGACAGUUAUGACUUUGGAUCAGGAGCUGGGUUCUAUGUCAAUGCCACACAGGAUCCAUGGAAAACAAACUAUAGGAUGUAUGCUUACGUUACACAGGAGCUACCAGCUUUAAUAAACAGUAAUUUUCCUGUUGAUGUUGGAAAGCAAUCAAUUUCUGGACAUAGUAUGGGUGGACAUGGUGCCCUGAUUUGUGCUCUGAAAAAUCCAGGCCAAUAUAAAUCUGUUAGUGCUUUUGCUCCAAUUUGUAAUCCAAUCAACUGUCCAUGGGGUGUCAAGGCCUUCACUGGUUACCUUGGAGAGGACAAAGAAGCUUGGAAGGAAUAUGAUGCUACUUGUCUAGUAAAGAAGUACAAUGGACCACCAUUGGAUAUAUUGAUUGAUCAGGGUAAAGCAGAUAAUUUUUUAGCCCCAGGACAAUUACUACCCGAUAAUUUUGUGGCAGCAUGUACAGAAAGUAAAACACCAGUCACACUCCGGAUGCAAGAGGGAUAUGACCACAGUUAUUACUUUAUGGCCACGUUUAUAGAGGAUCACAUAACCCACCAUGCUAAAUACCUAAAGUGAACUACACACAGAUUGUGAUUGUCUUAGAUGAUUGUAGUGAUGAAACAGUGAUUCAGACAAUGAUAUAAAUGAUUAUGUAGAUUAAUAUGAUUAAGAACUAUUAAGCUAGAAAAUGCACAUUUUAUACUGAAGUAAAAUAGCUUCACGUAAACUAGGACCCUUAGUAUUUUUUAUUUUCUCAGAAAAUUUGAUGGAAUAAUACCAAGUGGUAAAUCAUGUGUGCUCUGUAAUCAAGUGUAGUCUUUGUUGACAUUAUUGAUUGUAUUAUCCAUGUCCUAUUGCAGUACAUCAGGCUGGUGAUACAUACCAUACAAUAGUAAAAACUUCCAUCUAUUACUUAUCUUCAGGUACAAAUUAAGUCAUUUACCAUUAUUUAAUGCAACUCUUAUCUUGAUUAAAUGAGUUGUUAAACUGAAGAAAUUGUGCAGCUUGUUCAAGUGGGUGAUUCAUGUUAGGAAUAUCACUUUUAUGUUAGAUUUAGAAUUUUAGUAAUAGUCAAAUGUGUUUUGCACUGGCUUUGCAGUUGUUACGAAUAUGAUUUAUUUGUCAUAUUGAUAAAAUAACCUAAUAUAUAAUCAAGAAGAAAAAUACUUGUAUGAUAAUAAAUAAACAUUCUUUUGAUU